Molecule: messenger RNA, 4712 nt
Organism: Erpetoichthys calabaricus (reedfish)
Lineage: Eukaryota; Metazoa; Chordata; Cladistia; Polypteriformes; Polypteridae
Product: zinc finger protein 239-like
Exons: 3
Coding region: 151-1224 (357 amino acids)
Biological process (GO): negative regulation of transcription by RNA polymerase II
Molecular function (GO): RNA polymerase II cis-regulatory region sequence-specific DNA binding; DNA-binding transcription repressor activity, RNA polymerase II-specific
Source: RefSeq, a predicted model, not a curated record
CGUCAUCCAACGCGACAGCUACUGUAGGCACGCUGCCACUGUCUCGCUUUGUGUAGCUGAGUAAGACAGAAGUGUGAACGAGUUCAGUAAGAAUUCUAUCGUCAAGAGGCAGACAAGAGAGACAAAUCUGCCAUUUACUGUAACGUUUAAAUGGAUGUGAAAGAGGAGACGUGUGAGGCUGACCUGAAUAUCAUAGAAUUAAGGAUCAUAAAUGUUAAGGAGGAAGACACUGAGUGGGAGAGUGUCCACCCUAAACAGGAGAGUCUGGACAUUAAGGAAGAGGACAGUGAACUGGGGUCAGUUAAUAUUAAAGAGGAGGAUGAAGAGGAGUGUGUCAGCACUGAGAUGGACAACUGUAGGAGUAUGGAGAGUGUCAAGGAAGAUGACCUUCAUUACGGAGAUCAAGAUGGAGCAGUGACCGGGUUAGUCUCUUCUCAUAGCAGACACUCUUCAUCUCCGGAGUCUUCUGUCAGUGUACAAUAUGAAUCAUUACAGUCUGACACAAAGGGGUAUGAAGACAUUUUAUCUUCUACAACUGAGGAAGGUCAACCACCGCCUAAGACGUCAUCUAAAACAAGAGUCAAACUUCAUCACCACCGAAAACUUCACACAGGAGAGAAGCCAUAUUCCUGUUCUGAAUGUGGCAAAGAGUUUUCACAGAAAAGGUAUCUUCAGAGCCACCAAAGAAUUCACACAGGGGAGAAGGCAUAUUCCUGUUCUGAAUGUGGUAAACAGUUCUCAGUAAGACAUAAUCUUCAGCGUCACCGAAGACUUCACACUGGAGAGAAGCCCUAUUGCUGUUCUGAAUGUGGCAAAAAGUUUUCACAGAGAAGCCAACUUUUGACUCACAAAAGCAUUCACACAGGGGAGAAAGCAUUUUCCUGUUCUGAGUGUGGUAAACAAUUCUCAUGCAGUAGAAAUCUUCAGACACACAUUAAAACUCACACAGGAGAGAAGCCGUAUUGUUGCUCUGAAUGUGGUAAAAGGUUUUCACAGAGAUGCAAUCUUCAAUGCCACAAAAGAAUUCAUACAGGGGAGAAGCCAUAUUCCUGUUUAGAAUGUGGCAAAAAUUUUUCACAGAGAAGCUGUCUUCAGAGCCACCAAAGAAUUCACACAGGGGAGAAGCCGUAUGACUGUUCUGAAUGUGGAAAACAAUUCUCUCAGAGUGGCAAUCUUCAGAAACACAUUAAUAAACACAGGAGAGAAGCCAUAUUGCUGUUUUGAAUAUGACAAAACGUUUUCCACCAGAGAAUUCACACAGGUCAGAAGCCAUAUUCCUGUUCUGAAUGUAGUAAACAGCACUCAGAUGAAAACAAACUUCAGACUACAAAAAUAUUCACUUCGGAGAGAAGCUAUAUUGCUGUUCUGAAUAUGGCAACCAGUUAUUACAUAGACACAAGUUUGAGCGCCACAAAAUAAUUACACGAGAGAGUAGUGUUUGGAUUAGACAAACGCACAAAGGUAGCAUUCAUUAAUGGGAAAUUGAAAUCAGCCUUGUUGAAGAUUAUCCAGUAAGAGAAGUUGACCAAGAGGAGACUUAAUAAAUACUCAGGAAUUGACGAGGGUUCAGACAUAAACCAUAAAGAGCAAAUAUUGACGCAGAGAAUACACAAAAGGGUUAAAAUGAUCCAAAGGGCUCGUUUAUACUUCACACUCAGAACGCGUAUGCACCCGCAUCAUGGCUACCACGCGUUCCCAGCGUUCAUUUCAUGCGUCCUCUGAGUAGGUCUUCAGGAAUUAACGUGACGCAUGCGCAAGUUGCAGUACCAGCAAAAAAGUCGGGGGGCGCAGUGUGAUAAGUCGGAACGUGACGUUAGAGUCUCUGUUUACUAUCUACAUGUGACAGAAAGCCUCUAUGCAGAUCCUACGGGGAUCGAUGUGCGCGCUUCGAUAUUUGAUGAAUGGUUCGAUGUGGUGAAGCAAAAUGCCAACAUACAGAUACAUUCGUGGUGCUUUUCUGUUCAAGCAUUGCAUAUUCCCGGUCAUAAUGACACGAUACAUUUUAAAAGUCUCACAUACCAUCUUUUGUGCCGUCUUUUUUUUUUUUUGCAACUUCACAACAGCAGCAUAAUGUACAGUGCUGUAUUUGAGGCACUGAGAAAAAAACUAAGGACAUGGUGAAAAUGUGUAUUUUGUGAUUAAAGUGGAAAUUUUGGCUUUAAUCUCAAAAUGUCCACUUUAACCUCGUAGUUUAGUUUAUCAUUAAAGGAGACCAUCGUAAAUGUCAUCCCAGUUUUUAAUCGCUACGGCAAGCAGCAGUAGAUCACCACACAGAACACAUUAAAUGUAUGAUAUUCCAACUCCCGUCACAUUUAGAAUCUUUAGAUUUAUACUGGAUAUCACUUUCAUGAUGAAAUGCAUUAAAGUGUGUAUUUUACAGAUAAAUUGUUAAUGUCGUUUAAGUAAUGAAUACUGUUAAUAAUUACACACAUGGGGGUGACGCGGUGGCGGAGCAGUAGCACUGCUGUCUCGCAGGGAGUCACGUCGCUGGUAUUCCCUGCUUGGAUUCCACACUGUGCUUCAGUUUCCUUCCAAACAUAUGCAGAUUUGGGGAUUUGGUGCCGCUAACAUGACGCUAGUGUAUGUGUGUGCUUGUAUUCACCUUGCGAUGAGCUGAGGCCUGAGGCCUUGAGGAUUGUUUCUCACUCUUGCCCAAUGCUUGCUGGAAUGGACACAUCCCUAGAUUGAUGGAUUUAAUCAUUAAACGUCCUUUUCAGAGAUAUUGCGGUAAGGUGUCCUCGGAAUUUAAUAGGUGUUCUAGGCAAUUCACAACACAGAGAAGCCGAACUUGUUCUCACACUGCCACCUGGUGGAUUCCUCCAGAUUUACAUAAAGUACGCGCGCAAGUAUAAACACUACAACGCUUGCGUAGCAGGAGCGUCUGCUGCAGCAUGCGUCGCAUGAAGUAUAAAUCCGGCCAUAGAAGUUCUUUCACAGUGAAGAACAAAAUAGAAGCACUUAAUCAGUUAGUAAAACAUGUCAUCUCACACAGCUUUGGGAUCAUAGACGGGCCACAGAAAGACCUCAACAGUCUGAAUAUAAAAACAAAGUUGCUUCAUGCCAACUACAGUAACUAAUAUACAAAAACCAAUGCAUGCUAGGACUUUAUGUUCCUAGGGCAGAAAAUGGAAUGCACCAAACAGAAGUAGAUUACACACGCAGAUCUUCAAUCAUACGAGUGCCAGCAUUCCUUCUCAGCUCACACGAUAUAUAUAUAUAUAUAAAAUAUAAAUAUUAAAUAUUACAGCCUGAACUGGAAAUCCAAGAUUAACUUCCAUCAUAAAGCUUGGUUAAGCAGACCACAAAACCGAGGGAGUGCCCGACAUUCUCCAGGGGUCUGUACAGAGUGAAGUGACACAAUUUUGUCAAAAAGCAAAAAGAAAAUAGCAAGGUAGUCCAAGAGAGGAGAAAAAAAUCAAUGGGAGAGACUAUAAAUGCAGUAGGAAAUGCACAGAUCUCGUACUAUAAGCUAAUGUGGAGCAAAACCUGAUACAUAUAAAUGGCUUGGGUGAGGAGAAAUGAGAUGCAGGGAUGAAUGCUUGCAACUGACCACUUCAGAUUGUGGAUUACAAGGUUGUUUGCAACUUUUCCCCUAAGGGCACAUGCCUGAGUUUCACAGUCUGAAUAUUCAUAAUUGGUAAGUAUUCUUUUAAUAUUUAGGCUUUGUAACACACAGUAAGUUAAGCUGCCAACUCUCUGAAGUUUUUUUUCUGAAGCACACGGUAAAGAAUGGCACUUAGCCUCUGAAGUCUCAUGUGAAAUAUUAUUCAUAUAAGACAUGCUAAGAAAACGACUUGGCCCCUGAGGUUUCCCUAUUAAACAAGUUAAACAGCUCUUAAUCUCUGAGGUUACAGGUAACUUUAUAAAUGUUUAUAGCGUAAAGCUUUACAAAUGAUAUUAAGCCAGUGCUAACUCAGAUAUUACAGUAACUUAUAAUCCAUAAUGUACAGCAAAGUCAUCUUUAAACAGCAAUAAUCGAAAUAUUCCAAAAAAGAGAUCUGCACCCAUUUCUUCCAUUAGUUAAGAGGUGUGAUAACUGCUCAAAUAAACAAUUAAAAUAAUAGGCAUAAAUUAGUAGACAACUAAAAGUCUUGCAUGUGUGACUCAGUGAUGCGUAUACAAAUAAUUCCACAGUCCAAUUAUUUUCAUUUAGUAAAAUUAAUGUAAAAAUAGUUCAUACAGAAGGAAAAAAAAAACUGAUAACCCAAAAGAAAAGAUCCUGCAGAAGUUUUUUUUCCUGCUUAAGCCUUACAUGUCUUGUUAGUUUCUUUGUGUUUCUCUAAUAAGUUCUCUAUGUAACAUACAAUUGUGUGUUUAUACAUCAAAUAAUCGGUGAACAGUGUGCUGCUAUUACUCUAUUUGAAAGCAAAUCAAACAGUCCAUGCGUCGAGCAGAAGAGAUGAUGUCCCUUACUGACUGAAAUUCUGAAAUUAUAACAUCACAGAUAAAGCGGAGCAAUGAGGAAGUGCGAUUAUAAAUUAGCUUUUGGGCUUAAACAGAAUCUUCCAUUAUCUGAUUUUCUAUAAGAAUCUUACAUUCCAUUCACAUUAAGCAAAUACUGAAUUUUAACAUUGACUAAUAAACCAUCUAAGAUUGGCUCUUACAGUCUCAUUGUCUUCUUUUUCUUGAUUUUCUUUACUUUUAUUCUAACUGAUCCAACUACUGGGUUGUCGUCAGAUCCACAGCCAUCUCCUGGUCUUGCCUUACUGUUU